GGGGCUGGCGGGCGCGCGGGGGCGGCGGGCGCGGCGCUGCCAAUCGCAGACAAAAGGCCGCCCCAGUGAAUCAUGUGGUGCCGGGGGAGGAAGUGCGGCUUAUUUUCUUUCCUCCAGUCGCCGGGCUCUGGGUGGAGCGCGAUGCUCGGAGACCCCCGCGGGGGCGGCGGCGGCCGCGAGCCCCGAUGAAGCCCGAGCGCCCCGGCCGUGCCGUAGCGCCCCCGGCCCGAUGGAGGCCCCGCCGUGGGACCCCCUGCGCAACGACUCGCUGCCGCCCACGCUGACCCCGGCCGUACCCCCCUACGUGAAGCUCGGCCUCACUAUCGUCUACACCGUGUUCUAUUCGCUGCUCUUCUUGUUCAUCUACGUGCAGCUCUGGCUGGUGCUGCGCUACCGCCACAAGCGGCUCAGCUACCAGAGCGUCUUCCUCUUCCUCUGCCUCUUCUGGGCCUCCCUGCGGACGGUUCUCUUCUCCUUCUACUUCAAAGACUUCGUGGCGGCCAAUGCGCUCAGCCCCUUCGUCUUCUGGCUGCUCUACUGCUUCCCCGUGUGCCUCCAGUUCUUCACCCUCACGCUGAUGAACUUGUAUUUCACGCAGGUGAUUUUUAAAGCCAAGUCAAAAUAUUCUCCAGAAUUACUCAAAUACCGGUUACCCCUCUACCUGGCCUCGCUCUUCAUCAGCCUCGUUUUCCUGCUGGUGAAUUUAACCUGUGCAGUGCUGGUGAAGACGGGCACCUGGGAGAGGAAAGGGAUCGUCUCCGUGCGUGUGGCCAUCAACGACUCGCUCUUCGUGCUGUGUGCCGUCUCCCUGUCCAUCUGUCUCUACAAAAUCUCCAAGAUGUCCUUAGCCAACAUUUACUUGGAGUCUAAGGGCUCCUCCGUGUGUCAGGUGACUGCCAUCGGUGUGACCGUCAUCCUGCUCUACGCCUCCCGAGCCUGCUACAACCUGUUCAUCCUGUCGUUUUCUCAGAGCAAGAAUGUCCAUUCCUUUGAUUACGACUGGUACAAUGUGUCAGACCAGGCAGAUUUGAAGAAUCAGCUGGGAGAUGCCGGAUACAUGGUAUUCGGAGUGGUCCUCUUUGUGUGGGAACUCCUACCUACCACCUUAGUAGUCUACUUCUUUCGAGUUAGAAAUUCUGCGAAGGACCUUACCAACCCUGGAAUGGUCCCCAGCCAUGGAUUUGGUCCCAGAUCUUAUUUCUUUGACAACCCUCGAAGAUAUGACAGUGACGAUGACCUUGCCUGGAACAUUGCCCCUCAGGGACUUCAGGGAAGUUUUGCUCCAGACUGCUAUGAUUGGGGACAACAAACUAACAGCUUCCUGGCUCAAGUAGGAACUUUACAACCAGACUCAAUUUUGGAUCCUGACAAACCAAGCCAUGGGUAGCAUCAGUUAACAAGUUAUAUGGACGAUGCCUCAGUUGAAAAUCUUCAGAAAGACUAAUUUAAUGACAGCUGAAUUUUUAGGGCACGUUUCCUUAAGAAAUAGGACUCGAUUUUUCUUUGUUACAGGUUUCUGAUGGCUCCAUAGGACUAAGCAAUAAUUUAGAUUGAUAAAAACCUUAUUUUAGUACUAAAAAGUGAGCCUGGCUGCCUGUUUCAGUGAGUAUAAUUUAAACUUCAAAAAAAUUCUGUACUUUUAUAAAGAUGUAUUUUAUAUAACUUAAUAAUGCUAAAAUAUACUAGGAUUUUUUGAGAAUGUUACUGCAAUAUAUGUUGUAGUUUGCACAGACUUUUAUGCAUAAUUCACUUUAAAAGUAUACAGUACAUGGUCUGAUGGUUUUUUUUUUGUUUUUUUGUUUUUUGUUUUAAAGGCUUUUGGACUAAAGCAUUCCUCAAAUCCUUACCUCUUCAGAUCGGUCAGAUUCUGGUAGACUCUAAGUACAGUUGACAGCUAGAAAGCCGAUUGCAGCGCCAGUGUUGAAAGUUACACUGUAGCAGAAUGUCAGCAGACUACACAGUAGGUAAAUCGGCUCCUUAGAGUUGUGGAGGCAUAGAUGGUUGGUUCCUCAGAGAAUCUCCUAAAUUUUGCCAAAAUUUAGUACUCCUUUCAACAGGGCACUAAUGUAUACCUUCAGUGAUAAGUUGAUGUUAAUAAAAACAUUGACAGAAUUGACUUACACUAUUAAACUUCCUCUGCUGUA
Messenger RNA from Balaenoptera acutorostrata (minke whale), 2144 nucleotides. RefSeq names its product G protein-coupled receptor 137B (gene GPR137B). NCBI's taxonomy places the organism in Eukaryota, Metazoa, Chordata, Mammalia, Artiodactyla, Balaenopteridae. Gene Ontology annotation, cellular component: lysosomal membrane. The transcript is spliced from 7 exons. The record is from RefSeq and is a predicted model, not a curated record. Bases 230 to 1387 code for a protein of 385 amino acids. Gene Ontology annotation, biological process: positive regulation of TORC1 signaling; negative regulation of bone resorption; regulation of autophagy.